ACAUUAUCUUUGAAAUGGCUGAGUAGUAUAAUGGCGAAUUGUGCUUGUUUAUGAAUGUUAUUUAAUGUUUGUUAAAGGAGAAAAAGUGCAUUAGUGUUGUUAUUUGGUUAGAGAAACUGAAGCUGAAUAACAAUAUACAGAACUUAUAUCACGUACGUGUAGUUGGCUACCGUUUAUAGAAAUGGUAGCGUCUUCUAAACGUAUUUCCAAACGCGCCGAUGUUGGGGGAGAGGAUAAAGCAAGUGUAAACUGUGCAAUCGGUUUUGUAUAAUAUUGAUCUUUUGCAGUCUGAAAGGUAUAAAUUUCAUGACUCCCUCAUGGAAACAGGAAGAGAACUCUUACGCAGAAUGUGCUUUGGGGAUUAAAUUCGACCUGUUUCAGAUAACCUUCUGGCGUCGAAAUGGAUAUACCAUUGCCAGGAGAAUCGGACCCAGCUCCGAUAUUACCAUCGAGUCCACCCCCAGUUGUUUCAACGCCAGCAUUCAACAUUCCGUUGCCUACCUGUGGUAUGCAGUUCAACGCGUCAAUUCCUCCACCAUUACCAUUGCCUCCAAUGAACAAACCACCCCCCUCUUUGCUGGGUGUUCCUUUACCACCGCCGCCGUUGCCGUCCGGUCCACCACCGUCUCUGCCUCCCCCAGAUCAAGAAGAUCCCAACAAGUAUUCUCCAAGUCGUGCCACGACGGAUGACGACUUUCCGAUCCUUCCCCCACUGCCAAAGGAUCCGCCCCCUCCAUUGCUGGCACCGGGAGGUGGGAAGACCACGUCGCGUGCCACCGUACUCGGCAAAGCUCAGGCGAAGAAGCGCCUCCUGGCCUUCUCAAUGACAAAGCAGGGCGGCGGAGCGGGCCUGUCAUUUGGGUUCGCGCGCAAAGCUGCAACGCGGGUCUCCUCCUCGGCACCUGCGAAGGCAUUCGGUCCUGGCGGCGAGGAGGGAGUAGAUGCUGGUGGAGCAUCUACUGGUGGCGGCAGGAGUGGCCACAUGUCUGCUGCGGAUGGGCCGCCUGUGGAGCGCAGAGAGAAGAGAGGGAAAAAGAAGGUGUCGACACGGGAGGACAGGGCUAAAGCGGUGGUGUCCGCUAUUGAAGAGAUCAAGCGAGAGGAGCUGAUGAUGCGCGGGCUGGCAUUCGGGGGACUGGGUGUACAGCCUCUCCUGAGUUCCCAGAUGGCCAACACUGGUCCACUGCCUCUGCUGGAGAAGCCAAUACUUCCGCCGAUAGCUGAACCAAGGAAAGAGCCAGAGUUGAACAGACAGAUACCUCUUUCGAGGGAGCAGAAAGGUGCCAUUAAUUCGAUGGUGGACAGCCUUCUGAUAGCACAGGACUCCCUGAAGACUCCUGCAGAGGGUGGGUCAGGCAGCCACGAGAAGCGACCUUCGGAGAAAAGUCAGCGUCAGCACAGUCGAUCGAGUCGCCAUGCUGAACGGGAAGAGAGACGGAGCUCAAAGGAACGUGAACGCGAGAGAGAGCGGAAACGUGAGAGUCGACGGUCGAGUCGCCGUCGGUCUUCACGACAUGGUGAUGAGCUGCCGUCCGACUGGAAAGAAUUUCAUGCCGGCGGAUACCGGAUUGACGAGAUGCGGAGACUAAAGCUGAAGUUGGAGCGCACCAAAGUGACGGGAGCCCCGGCAGGUUCUCGUGACCAUCACAGCCGGCGCCGCCGAUCGAGCGUUGAACGAUAAACGAGGCAAGUGCACGAGAGCAGCUGUGCUGUUCGAGAGACAAAGAGAGAAAGCAUAUCAUUUCUGAGCUCCGAUGUCCGAUUCUAGUCUCGGGGGUCUCAGAAGAUUCUGUACACGGACCACCAGCACUGGCAUGCUGCAGGAGAUUGCUUUUCCACAAAUGGAAACACUGAUUUUUUUGUUGAGAGUUACAGACACACUUAUUGACAAUCUAUUGUAAAAAUAAAGAAAAAUAAAUUUUUAUACUUUUUGUUAUAA
Messenger RNA from Schistocerca serialis cubense, 1939 nucleotides. Its product is annotated as cleavage and polyadenylation specificity factor subunit 6-like. The coding region runs from base 401 to 1681 and encodes 426 amino acids. Lineage: Eukaryota; Metazoa; Arthropoda; Insecta; Orthoptera; Acrididae. The record is from RefSeq and is a predicted model, not a curated record. The transcript has 5 exons.